Asparagus officinalis (garden asparagus) is the source of this 661-nucleotide messenger RNA. Its product is annotated as glutaredoxin-C1-like. The transcript has a single exon. NCBI's taxonomy places the organism in Eukaryota, Viridiplantae, Streptophyta, Magnoliopsida, Asparagales, Asparagaceae. The record is from RefSeq and is a predicted model, not a curated record. Bases 180 to 491 code for a protein of 103 amino acids.
CUUUAAAAGAAGGAAUCCAGCACCAAAAUCAAGACGAACACCAACCCCAUAACUCCCUAUAAAUACCAACCCUUGUGUGUCUCAAACUCCAACCAGAGCACUCAAAUCUUCCUCAAUCACAAAUUCAAACAUUCUUCUCUCAGCCUUCACGUUUCUUUACUUGAGAAUUUUUUGACGUAAUGGAUAGAGUAAUGAAGUUGGCAUCUCAAAGGGCAGUGGUGAUCUUCAGCAUGAGCUCAUGUUGCAUGAGCCACACCAUCAAGACUCUCUUCUUCGAGCUCGGGGUCAAUCCUGCAGUCUAUGAGCUUGACGAAGAGCCGAUGGGUAGAGAGAUGGAGAAAGCUCUUGUCAAGCUUCUUGGUCGCAAGCCGCCAGUGCCAGCUGUCUUCAUAGGUGGCAAGCUGAUCGGAUGGACUGAUAAGGUUAUGUCCCUUCAUCUCGAGGGCAAUUUGGUCCUGUUGCUUCGUGAUGCUGGUGCCCUAUGGCUCUAGACAUGUAGCGUCGUGAUCUUCGCUUUUGGAGUUAUGAGUCUGUGAGUGAGAACUAAAUGUAGUAUGUUUUGCUUGAUUGACAUGCGUACGUAAUGUUUUUAAUUUGAGAAUGUUUGAGAACUCAAUGUAGUAUGUUUUGCUUGAUUGACGUGUGUUUGUAAUGUUUUUAA